This is a messenger RNA of Cebus imitator (Panamanian white-faced capuchin), 4377 nucleotides long. It is a transcript of the gene EHHADH, whose product is annotated as enoyl-CoA hydratase and 3-hydroxyacyl CoA dehydrogenase. The transcript is spliced from 9 exons. Bases 1473 to 3569 code for a protein of 698 amino acids. Gene Ontology annotation, cellular component: peroxisome. The record is from RefSeq and is a predicted model, not a curated record. NCBI's taxonomy places the organism in Eukaryota, Metazoa, Chordata, Mammalia, Primates, Cebidae. Gene Ontology annotation, biological process: fatty acid beta-oxidation. Gene Ontology annotation, molecular function: NAD+ binding; (3S)-3-hydroxyacyl-CoA dehydrogenase (NAD+) activity.
UGCCCCGCAGUCCCGGGGAGCGCCAGACUCAGCUAGUGACGUAACUUCCGACCUGUUCUGUGCGGUCUCCUGUCAUCCUGACGCGCUCCGGAUUUUGCUUGUCGGGUUUUAUUCCGCCGGUUUGCCUCUCCGCCUGUGUAUCUAGCCUGAAACAGUGCAUAUUAUCUCUUUGCAAACAUCUUUAGCCUUCUCUUCGGCAGCCACUUCCCUGUGCUUCUUCUGUAGCUUGGACUCAUCACUGUUCAAAUUCGUCUGGCCUCUUGGAGAAAUCACGACUGUUACUGUGAUUUUUCUUACUUAUCUACUUAGGGAAGUGCUAGGACUGCGGGCUGUAAGGUUGCGUUGUCUGGUUUCAAAUGCUGCCUCUCACUUCUAACAGUGUUACCUGGGCAUGUUACUUCAUCUCUCUCUCUGUUUUUAUUUAAUCCCAUUUUCUGAGGAUCUCUGUGCCCACUUCGAAUGUGAAACAUAAUACUAGUACAUAGAAAAUAGAAUAAUUGUGUGUAUUACUUGAGACAAUACAUGGAAAGCACUGGCACAUUGAAAGCAUUCAAUUAGUGUUAACCAUUACUUUUUGCACUAUUAUGCACUCUUACUACCUGUUGGAACAUACCUGUGCUUAAGGACGACUGGAACCAGAUUUCCUGCCAUCCCUCAUACCCCCCCCCCCACUUUUGUCUUUAAAUUUUUACAGAUACACAGUUUUUAAUUAAGUAAUUAAUUGAUGAUGCCUGUAAUCUUCGUUGGAACUGUGAGCCCCUCCAGACAAAGUUGGAAUCUUAAAUAGAAACUAAUUUCAACCCUACUGGAAAUCACCUGCUUAGUGGUGCGAGGUAAUGGGGGAAAGUUGAAUAAAACCCAGGCCUUACCCUCAAGAACAUGGAGAUACUCAAUAAAUAUUUAUGGAAUGAAGGAAGUCAACCUAGGAAAAAGUGGAAGGGACCAGCUGGGCUGAAGAUUUAUCCUUAGCACAAAAAAAUGCACAGAAUGACAGAACUGAAAGGAACGUUAGAAGCAAUCACUUAGUCAAUCUCUUGCUGUUACAGGUAAGGAACAUUGGAUCCAAAGGAGUGGCUAUUAAAUGAAUUUCAAUACUAGCACCAGAAGAAGAGUCUCAAAAUGCUCACCACCUCUUCACAUUCCCAGAAUCUGCCUCAAAAUGUGAAUAAGACAAGACUGAAUUCAAACUAGCCUACUGAACCUGAGGAUGCUUUUGCCUGAUAUUACAGAAACCUUGUCACAGACUGGGUAUUCCAGAAGUAGACAGUCAUGUGGAGAUGAGAAAAAAGAUUUCUAUUAGGAAUGGAGUGGAAGCAGGAUUGUUCAGAGGAAGAAGUUGAACUGCUAUUCAGGUUCAGCAAAUCCUCAGCUAUCCUGGGAGGGAACUCUAGAAACAGGAAUGAUACCGAGCUCGGAUUUAUAAUUUGGAGGCAGGUUCGCGAGAAGAAAACACCAAGCCGAGAAUAACAAGUAUGGCUUUACUCCGUGAAAUAGAAGAAGGACUACAGAAAGCUGUAACAGACCAUACAAUAAAAGCCAUUGUGAUUUGUGGAGCAGAGGGCAAAUUUUCUGCAGGUGCUGAUAUUCACGGCUUCAGCGCUCCUAGGACCUUUGGCUUAUCACUGGGAAGUGUAGUAGAUGAAAUACAGAGAAAUGGGAAGCCCGUGGUGGCAGCAAUCCAAGGCAUGGCUUUAGGAGGAGGACUAGAGCUGGCCCUGGGUUGUCACUAUAGGAUUGCCCAUGCAGAGGCUCAAGUUGGCUUACCAGAAGUUACACUGGGACUUCUCCCUGGUGCAAGAGGAACCCAGCUUCUCCCAAGACUCAUCGGAGUUCCUGCUGCACUUGACUUAAUUACCACAGGAAGACAUAUUUCAGCAGGUGAAGCACUCAAGCUGGGCAUUCUAGAUAAAGUUGUGAACUCAGACCCACUUGAAGAAGCAAUCAGAUUUGCUCAGAGAGUUUCAGAUCAACCUUUAGAAUCCCGUAGACUCUUCAACAAGCCAAUUCCGAGCUUGCCCAACAUGGACACCAUUUUUAGUCAGGCCCUCUUGAAGAUGCGGAAGCAGCACCCUGGGUGUCUUGCUCAGGAGGCUUGUGUCCGAGCGGUCCAGGCUGCUGUGCAGUAUCCCUAUGAAGUGGGCAGCAAGAAGGAGAAGGAGCUGUUUCAAUAUCUUUUGCAAUCAGGGCAGGCGAGAGCCCUGCAAUAUGCUUUCUUCGCUGAAAGGAAAGCAAAUAAGUGGUCAUCUCCCUCUGGAGCAUCGUGGAAAACAGCAUCAGCGCAGCCUGUCUCCUCGGUUGGCGUUGUCGGCUUGGGAACAAUGGGCCGAGGCAUUGUCCUUUCUUUUGCAAGGGCCAGGAUUCCUGUGAUUGCUGUAGACUCAGACACAAACCAGCUGGCAACUGCAAACAAGAUAAUAACCUCUGUCUUGGAAAAAGAAGCAUCCAAAAUGCAACAGAGUGGCCACCCUUGGUCAGGACCAAAACCCAGGUUAACUUCAUCUAUGAAGGAGCUUGGUGGUGUAGAUUUAGUCAUUGAAGCAGUAUUUGAGGACAUGAGCCUGAAGAAGCAGGUCUUUGCUGAACUCUCAGCUGUGUGCAAACCAGAAGCUUUUUUGUGCACCAAUACUUCAGCCCUGGACGUUGAUGAGAUUGCUUCUUCCACAAAUCGUCCUCACCUGGUCAUUGGCACUCACUUCUUUUCACCAGCUCAUAUCAUGAAGUUGUUAGAGGUUAUUCCCAGCCGAUACUCUUCCACCACUACUAUUGCCACUGUUAUGAACUUAUCAAAAAAGAUUAAAAAGAUUGGGGUCGUUGUAGGCAACUGUUUUGGAUUUGUGGGGAAUCGAAUGUUGAAUCCUUAUUACAAUCAGACAUAUUUCUUAUUAGAAGAAGGCAGCAAGCCAGAGGAGGUAGAUCAGGUGCUGGAAGAGUUUGGCUUUAAAAUGGGACCUUUUAGAGUGUCCGAUCUUGCUGGGUUGGAUGUAGGCUGGAAAUCUAGAAAGGGGCAAGGUCUUACCGGACCUACAUUGCUUCCAGGAACUCCUGCCCGAAAAAGAGGCAAUAGGAGAUAUUGCCCAAUUCCUGAUGUGCUCUGUGAAUUAGGACGAUUUGGCCAGAAGACAGGUAAGGGCUGGUAUCAGUAUGACAAGCCAUUGGGUAGGAUUCACAAACCUGAUCCCUGGCUUUCCAAAUUCCUAUCACAGUAUAGAGAAACCCAUCACAUUGAACCACGUAUCAUCAGCCGCGAUGAGAUCCUGGAGCGUUGCUUAUAUUCACUUAUCAAUGAAGCCUUCCGUAUCUUGGGAGAAGGGAUAGCUGCUAGCCCAGAGCACAUUGAUGUUGUCUAUUUACAUGGAUACGGAUGGCCAAGGCACAGGGGCGGGCCCAUGUUCUAUGCUUCCACAGUUGGGUUGCCCACCAUUCUAGAGAAGUUGCAGAAAUAUUACAGGCAGAACCCUGAUAUUCCCCAACUGGAGCCCAGUGGCUAUCUAAAAAAGCUGGCUUCUCAGGGAAACCCUCCCCUGAAAGAAUGGCAAAGCUUGGCAGGGCCCCCCAGCAGCAAAUUGUGAUUCGGCCUCCCAGCUUAUGCCCCACAUGUUAGCAUCAGGUAAUGCUUACUGAAUUUCAGUGAAAUUAAAUCCAAAAAUCCAAAGUAAGAUUGUUCUGAAAUACAAAGCGAAAGAAAUAAUCAGUAGAGUCUUCUGUGCGACGACGUUCAUGGUCAGAUCUUUACGCGUGUGCUUCCCAUGCCUGUGAAUCUGCCCCUAUCAGAUGAAUUCAAUGCAUGAACUUGUGUGAAUGUAAUACCAUAAUAGCUGAUGAAAGAGGCUCAGGCGUAAGUUAUGAUUCUCAAGUGCGUUGAUCAUUGGAGAAAUGAGUCAUCAAUUAAUAAGUGAUAAAUGCAGCUAAGUCGUACAUUCAUUUUGACCCCUUUCAACCUCACACACAUAGCAUUGAUCAGAAGUCUUAUGAAUCAUACAUACAAUCAACGAGCAUUAAAGUUGUAAGAAAAACACAGUUGGAAAUUGGUAAGGGAACCGAGUACUUCCAACCAGCACGGGGAACUCAGGGUAGUGUGGUAAAUUGUGCUCAAUGUAUCACUUCUGUGCAAGCCUCGGAAAUGUUUGUUGAUCAUUUCGCUAAGCACAGGGGACAACCUAGUUUUUCCUCUUCUGUUUACGGAAAAAUGAUAGAAAGUAGUAAGUUGUUAACUUGUGUAAGAAGGGUCUUAGAGAACAUCUAACCUUCUAGGAGUUCCCAAUUCUGUGAUAGAGUAACGAUACCAGUCCCCUGUUAUGACAAGCCUUUGUGAUUUUACAUAUGGAAAUGACUGAAUCUUGAAAAAUCUAAAAUUGUUACAAAACAUAUUUUGUAUAA